AUGACUGUGAGCCUAACAUUAAUCAACCAUCAGAACCUGUCCUGCUUCGGCUUGAGGACGCCGCUGGAAGUGUGGAUGUGCCGGAAAAGGAUGCAGACGAUGUGGAGGGGUCUUCGAUUGGGAGUGCGCAGGAAGAAGAGCUGCAGCGAGAAGCUCCACGCCCACAAAGAAGACACUAUAACCCUGUCUCCUGUGUGUUGGUGCAGCCUGAAGGCCGUGCUGUCCGCCCCUCCCAGCAACGGCACUCUGGAGCUGUCUGGGAUCCCGGUGUGUGCACGCGACAUAGAGCGUCUGUGUGCUCAUCUGCAGCGCCACUCGUCCUCCGUGGUGAACGUGGAGCUGGGAUUCACGGAGCUCACGGACGAAGCCUUCCUCCUGCUGCUGCCCACGCUCGCCGCUCUGCCCCGGCUGGAGACGCUCGCUCUGAACGGGAACAGACUCACACGUGCCAUUCUCAAGGAGCUCACGGAUGCACUCAAGGACCCCAGCAGCUUCCCCAGUGUUACAUGGAUCGACUUGGGCAACAACGUGGACAUCUUCUCUCUGCCGCAGCCCUUCCUGGUGAGUCUCAGGAAGCGCUGUCCCAAGCAGGGCAACCUCCCGACCAUCCUGGAGUUUGGGGAGAGCCAGGCCAGCGAUGUCCCAGAGAGACUGCGAGGCCUGGGGGAGGAGGACGAGACCGACGACACCAACCGCACGGAGAGCAUGGGCGAGCUGAGGUCCGAAGUAGACGCCGAGAUGGAGGGAGAGACGGAGAUCGAGGAGAUGAUGGAGGAGCUGUUGGAUUUCGAUCGGGAAACUCAAGGCAGGGACGAGGAAGACGACAGUAUGUGGACAGUGGACGAGCUGAGGAAGGUGUCGGUGCGUCCCAGUCCCAGGAGAAGACAGGCCCUGGACAGUCCCAGGAAAGAAGCAAAGAAAGCGGAAAUUGACGAGGAAGACAGCCAUUCCUCGCACAUGUCCUGCUCCAGUCAGUCUCAGCACUCGUCCGCGGAGCCGAUGCGAGUGGAGAUGGAGGACUUAGACGAAACCACGGACCAGUUGGAGCAUUUGACCUGA
Messenger RNA from Knipowitschia caucasica, 1059 nucleotides. NCBI's taxonomy places the organism in Eukaryota, Metazoa, Chordata, Actinopteri, Gobiiformes, Gobiidae. The record is from the annotation of a GenBank genome assembly.